AUGCUUGCACCGCUGUGCCGUUCGGCCGCUGUUGGCCUCGCCAUCCUCUCGGGCGCAUACGCGUCACUGCAAAUCGUUCCCGGAGGAACAUGGACGGCGGAUAACGGCCAACACAUCCAAGCUCACGGCACGGGCAUCAUCGUCGUCAACGGGACAUACUUUAUGAUCGGAGAGGACAAGACCAACGGCAGCGCCUUCCAGAACGUCAACUGCUACUCCAGCACCGACCUGGUGCGGUGGCGGUACGAGGGCGCCCUGCUGUCGCGCACGGCCGAGGCCGGCGACCUGGGCCCGAACAGGAUCGUCGAGCGGCCCAAGGUCAUCUUCAACGAGCGCACGCAAAAGUACGUCUUGUGGAUGCACAUUGACAGCAGCGAUUACAAGGAUGCGAGGGCUGGUGUUGCUGUGGGCGAUUCGGUCUGCGGAAAGUACACCUACUUGGGCGGCUCCAGACCUCUUGGCUUCCAGAGCCGGGAUAGCGGCUUGUUCAAGGAUGACGAUGGCACCGCGUAUCUGCUCACUGAAGACCGCGAGAAUGGCCUUCGCAUCAACCGUCUGACAGACGACUACCUCGGCUUCGCCGACACGACAUCAACCUACCUGUGGAGCGAACACAUCGAGUCGCCCGCCAUGCUCAAGCGCGACGGCAUCUACUACAUGUUCGGGUCCAAGCUGACGGGGUGGGACCCCAACGACAACGUCUACAGCACGGCGACGUCCAUCUCGGGUCCCUGGAGCGGCUGGAAUACGUUUGCCGACAAGGGCAGCAACACAUACGCGUCGCAGACCACCUACAUCCUCCCCUACGGCGGCAGCGGCAACGUCAUGUACCUGGGCGACCGCUGGGUGUCGACGAACCUGCAGGCCAGCACGUACGUGUGGCUGCCGCUCGACAUCUCGGGGACGACCGUGUCGCUCAAGAACAGGGACGCCUGGGUCCCCAACGCCGGCGCGCCCGGCGCGCCCUGGCAGCCGGCCGGCGACGUCAACGCCUACGAGGGCGAGGCCGGGCAGCUGGGCGGCGGCGCGCGCGUCGUCUCGUGCAGCGGCUGCUCGGGCGGCAACGCGGCCGGCUACAUCGGCGGCGACGUGAACGGCAUCGUCACCGUUUUGGGCGUGCGCAGCUCCGCGCCCGAGGGCACGCUCACGACCGUGAGGAUCAGGUUCGCCAAUGGCGACGGCAACCCGCGCUACGCCAACGUGACGGUCAAUGGUGGGCCGCCGACCAGGCUGGCUUUUGAGCCCACGAGGGGCGGCGUGUCUGACAGCACGCUCCACGUCCAGCUGCGUCCCAGCACCGACAACACCAUUGUGGUGUCGGGCGCUGGAGACGGGCUGUGGGGUCCUGACGUUGACCGCCUCAUCGUGCCUGUGCAAUGA
Pyricularia pennisetigena is the source of this 1380-nucleotide messenger RNA. RefSeq lists its product as uncharacterized. Lineage: Eukaryota; Fungi; Ascomycota; Sordariomycetes; Magnaporthales; Pyriculariaceae. Bases 1 to 1380 code for a protein of 459 amino acids. Gene Ontology annotation, biological process: carbohydrate metabolic process. The record is from RefSeq and is a predicted model, not a curated record. Gene Ontology annotation, molecular function: hydrolase activity, hydrolyzing O-glycosyl compounds. The transcript is spliced from 4 exons.